This is a messenger RNA of Phytophthora sojae, 405 nucleotides long. RefSeq lists its product as hypothetical. The annotation marks the transcript as partial. The transcript has a single exon. NCBI's taxonomy places the organism in Eukaryota, Oomycota, Peronosporomycetes, Peronosporales, Peronosporaceae. The record is from RefSeq and is a predicted model, not a curated record. Gene Ontology annotation, molecular function: protein binding.
AUGAGAGCGGAGAGCAAGCGGUACCGACGACUGUGGGAGCUGGCGGACCGAAUGCUGGAGAUGUUUAGUCGCAGAGUGUUGGAGGGAGAUCGGUCACUUGGUUGGGGGGAUAACGAGAGUCUUAAGACGUUGGAUAUGCGCUGCCGAGGUGACGCGUGGGACGCCUGUCGAUCUGGAGACGUGGAGCGGCUGGAAAUGAUCGUUACAGUCUACGGCUGCUCGACGGAAGAAUGGGAACUGAGUGAGUUGAAGCGAACGAUGCUGCACGAGGCGUGUGAGAAUCAGCAAUUGCAGGUUGUGAAUUUUUUACUGUCCACAAUGAACAUGCCCGUGCUAGCUCAGGAUGCUUCGGGAUGUACGGCGCUGCAUUGUGCAGCACGACGAGGCUUCCUUGAUGUCUGCCGG